UGCAUGACAUCGGCGGCUCGGCGAAAUGGGAGAUCCACAGUGGAUGCUUGCGACACAUCCUCACUUUUGCUUAAACCACGCAUCAACUUUGUCCCCAUGGAUUCUGUCGCUCCUUGAGGCCCCCUAAGCCAUCCGAAUACCAAUAGACAUCUGAUUGGCAUCUACUGAGAGCCAAUUGGUCCGCCUUCUCCGCCCGCCAUGGAGAACGAGGUCUUUACGCCGCUGUCCGACAUCACCGGCCAGAGCAGCGCACGCAAAGCUGUCAAGUUUGCGGCCGAUACGCCAGAGCCACGGGAGACAGUGCGAGCUCCCCGGAGACAGGUUCACGACCCCGACAAAGCGAAGAAGGUCGGACAGGUGCACUUCAAAGCGCAGCAUGGCAUCAUCAUCGCCUUCUUUACCUUUAUACUAAUUCUUCACGUCCUCGGUAUCUACCUUUUCACCAGCGGCUUCCUCCUUACGCGAUUGGUCCUCGACCACAAGUCAGAAUGCGCCCUGCCCCCAAUCGACUCUGCCAACGCGUACACAGCGGGCGAUGCUGAAAAGGGGUGCUGGCACCCCAAGACGUUCAACAAAGCCGUCGUCAUCAUCGUUGAUGCGCUACGAUACGACUUCACAGUCCCCUUUCCAGAGCAGUUCGAGCCCAUCGACCUCGCCGCCGCCGCCCAAAACCCGUCUCAAGCGCCCCCAGUCGCUCCGCGCCAUUUCCACAAUGCAUUCCCGGUACUUUACGAGACGGCAAAGAACCAGCCCCAGAAUGCCUUCCUCCUACCCUUUAUCGCCGACCCGCCGACGGCCACGAUGCAGAGGCUGAAAGGGCUCACAACGGGCACAUUGCCCACCUUCAUCGACGUGGGCAGCAACUUCGCUGGCCAGGAGAUUGAGGAAGACAAUCUGCUCGGACAAAUGAAGAACGCAAGCAAGCGGAUGGUUCAUCUUGGGGAUGACACAUGGCACGCUCUCUUCCCCAACUACUUUGAGCCAAACCUCACGCAUGCAUACGAUUCGUUCAAUGUUUGGGACCUACACACUGUUGACAAUGGCGUCACGGAACACAUCUUCCCACUUCUGAAGGCUGAGAAUGCCACCAAGUGGGAUGUGAUCUUCGGCCACUACCUGGGCGUGGACCAUGCGGGACACCGCUAUGGGCCCGAUCACCCUGCUAUGACUGCGAAGCUCAACCAGAUGGACGACGUUUUUCGCCGCAUGAUUGAGGAGAUUGACGACGACACACUGCUAAUUGUUAUGGGAGAUCACGGCAUGGAUGGAAAGGGCGACCAUGGAGGAGAGUCGGACGACGAGAUACAAGCGGCGCUAUGGAUGUACUCGAAGAAGGGUGUGUUUGGGCGCAGCGAUUCUGCUUAUACCACACCUCCUUCUAACGCAAAGACCCGACCAGUUGGGCAGAUCGAUCUUGUCCCUACUUUGUCGCUUCUCCUCGGCUUGCCGAUACCCUUCAACAACCUCGGAAAGCCCAUCGAAGAAGCAUUCAUUGGCAAGAACGGCGAUGAUUACAAGAACUUGGCGGCCGUCAACCGUCUAACAGCCGCGCAGAUACACAACUACCAGCAUGAAUAUGCCAAGGUUCGUGGUAUCGCAGACAGCGCCAGGGCUUCUUCCCUUUCGCUGUGGAAGAACGCAAAUGACGCGUGGAACCCGCUAGGAAAGUCCAAGACCAAUAGCGCCGAGAUGCGCCAGGCAUAUGAGGCUUUCGGUGCUUAUCAGCGCGACACGCUCCGUCUUUGUCGUGAUCUUUGGGCUCGGUUUGACAUUCCCAGGAUGGUCAGUGGUGUCGUGAUCUUGGCCGCAAGUCUGAUUGUAGUCGCUCUUUACGCCAGGAUCCUUCACGGGGACCGUGCAGACGUCACCCCCGUCUUCUUCACCCGAGGCGCCAUUGGCUUGGUCCUUGGAGGUAUCGUCGGUCUUCCUAUUACCAUCUUCAUGCCUGAAGACUCUAGAUCGCAUAUUCUUGUCCUCUCCUCUGCCCUUACCGGGAUCAUCGGCUGCGCCUCAACUUUCUACGCCCUGAGCUACCGUAUGAUGCCCCCAAUGCCAAACAAUAUCUGGGGCUGGACGAGCGCCAUCUUCACUCUCGCCCUCUCCGGGGGCUUUGCAGCAAACUCAUUUACUAUCUGGGAAGAUGAGAUCCUCCUACAUUUCCUAACUACAUUUGGAGUCCUUGCACUCAUCUCUUCUUUCCGCCAGAGGAGAAUCGCAGAUCGAACCCUUGGUGCUUACCACUCCAUCCUCUUCACCGUGUUGCUUAGAAUCGCCAGCUUCUCUCGCCUAUGCCGAGAAGAACAGAUGCCCUACUGCAAAUCCACAUACUACGGCUCUGCCCUAUCAACAACUUCCGCACCCUGGCAACUUGCCAUCCCCGCCACAGCUGCCAUCCUCAUCCCCACAUUCAUCAAGAGCUACUACGACGGCACGAAAUCCUAUCAGCACAACGCCACUCUCUGGAUCGGCCUCGCAUUGCGUUUCGGCUUGAUGCUGUCUGCCGCAUACUGGACUCUCGAUGCUGCUGACGACGGCGAGUGGGCGCCCGCUUGGUCAAACAUCAUCAGUAUCACGAAACGCUUCAUUGCACAGAUUGUGCUAGCAAUUGCUCUCGCGUUUGGCUACUCCAUCUACAAUUGGUCGAAACCUCUCCUGAACGUCAUCAUUGAUAAAGAUGGCAGCGGCGUCGAUGAAAACGGUCAACCCAAAGAAGCCGUCACCAUUCUUGGUUUCGCAAAUGUACACGGGAGUCGAUACGCACUGUUGAUCACCAUCUGGUAUCUCGCCAUCAGUGUGCUCCAAAAGCCAAUGGGCGCUGGCGCAAUCGGAAUACUGGUCUGGCAGCUAUUUUCGCUUUUCGAAAUCAUCGAUACUAACAACCUCCGUCAAUCGGCCAUCGGCCCUGUCGUUUUGGGUCUGUUGGGUUCCUUCCACUUUUUCAAAACAGGACACCAGGCUACCUUGUCUAGCAUCCAGUGGGAAUCCGCCUUCAUCCCCUUGGCCAAGAUCCGUUACCCUUGGACACCCAUCAUUGUUCUGCUGAAUACAUUCGGUGCCCAAAUCCUGUGCGCCAUUGCUGUCCCAGCGUGCGUGCUUUGGAAGGUCAAGCCGCAGAAGAAGGGCGUUUUGUCCGUCGUGACAAAAGCUGUGGCGACUCACAUUUUGUUUUAUGCGACGACGCAGCUUGCGACGACCAUGUGGGCGGGCCAUUUGAGAAGGCAUUUGAUGCUUUAUAGGAUCUUCUGCCCGAGGUUCAUGGUUGGGGCUGCGGUGCUGCUGACGGUGGAUGUUGUGUCUAUUGUUAUCGCGUUGUGGGGGACUAGGAUGAGUAUGUUGAGUACGGCUGAGGUUUUUGGUUUUGGUGGAUGAUUGGUUGGGAAGAAUAGUUGGGAGUGGUUGGAAGUUGGGUCAAGGAAGAAAGAGAGGUGGUGUGGGUGGUUGUAGAUUUUGCAUUGCAUAUAGCGUCUUCUUUUAUCUCCUUGUGUUGGACGUCAAGAAGCACGUCUAGAAUCAGAUUUUGUGGCUUCAUUCCCUGUGUUUUUCUAAACACUAUCUCUGGUUGUUGUUGUUGUUGUUCUUGUCUUGGUGCACAUCGUUUACAUCCAUGACCGGUACCUGCCGGGCUCAAACGGACCAGAUCAGUUGGGAUUGGCCUAGCUUUGCGUUGGUCUCUCUCUCACCUCUUACUUCCUGCUGUCCUAUCGGCAUCGUGUUGUUGCCUAGGUCCUCUCUUACGUCACACGUAGCGGUAUCGCAGCAGCGCAAGGUAAAGGUAAAGGCAGCCGGUUCCGGUCGCUCCUGCUAUAUCAAUGAUCUCUUCUCAGCUUGAUCCCCGUCUCUCUUCCACCACACUUCGAG
This is a messenger RNA of Alternaria alternata, 3858 nucleotides long. Its product is annotated as GPI ethanolamine phosphate transferase 3. The record is from RefSeq and is a predicted model, not a curated record. Gene Ontology annotation, molecular function: mannose-ethanolamine phosphotransferase activity. The transcript has 2 exons. NCBI's taxonomy places the organism in Eukaryota, Fungi, Ascomycota, Dothideomycetes, Pleosporales, Pleosporaceae. Gene Ontology annotation, cellular component: endoplasmic reticulum membrane. Gene Ontology annotation, biological process: GPI anchor biosynthetic process. Bases 199 to 3369 code for a protein of 1056 amino acids.